This is a messenger RNA of Eucalyptus grandis, 848 nucleotides long. Its product is annotated as signal recognition particle 19 kDa protein. Gene Ontology annotation, cellular component: signal recognition particle, endoplasmic reticulum targeting. The record is from RefSeq and is a predicted model, not a curated record. Gene Ontology annotation, biological process: SRP-dependent cotranslational protein targeting to membrane; SRP-dependent cotranslational protein targeting to membrane, signal sequence recognition. Lineage: Eukaryota; Viridiplantae; Streptophyta; Magnoliopsida; Myrtales; Myrtaceae. Gene Ontology annotation, molecular function: 7S RNA binding.
UGACCGGGCCGAAUUUAAGGGGCCAUUUGCCUCGUUCUGCCCGAUUGAUUCGCCAAUUCCGCUUCUGCUCUUCUUCUUCGUCGUGCGAAUCUUCAGAAGCCCUAAUUCCUCCCACCGGUUGCGUCCGAGCGCGAUCGAUUCGGCCGAUUCGUACCUCCGAUCCCUUCCUCCGCCGCCGGAAUCCCCGAUCGCCGCCGCAGAUGGAAGGCCCGAUCCCGGACAUCAAGAAGUGGGUCGUCCUCUACCCGGCGUACAUCAACUCGAAGAAGACGAUCGCCGAGGGCCGGCGGAUUCGCGUGGAGAAAGCGUGCGAGAAUCCCACCUGCGUCGAGAUCGGGGACUGCUGCGGCUACCUCAAGCUCCGUUUCGCCGUCGAGAUCGAUAAGGUGUAUCCGCGGGAUUUCAUGCAGAGAGGGAGAGUGAGGGUUUUGCUCAAGGCGGAGGAUGGGACUCUGUGCAAUCCGGCCAUAUCUUCCAGAAAAGAGCUCAUGCUUCGUGUUGCAGAGUUGGUUCCGAGGCAUCGACGGACCAAGAAGCAAGAGCCCGUGUCCACCGCGAGUACUGGAGCUUCGAAAUCCGGCAAGGGCGGGAGAAAGAAGAGAUAGUCGAACGUAGUUGCAAAUGCAUGCGUCAUCGCAGUUAUAGUUCAAACGUUAGUGAAAUUGGCGGAGGCUUCUUAUUCUUCAAUUCAAACAUCGGCGUGCUCUCCUUGGUCCGUGAAGAUUUUGAUAGAUUGUGCUUGUGUCUGAGAUUAAUGCAUAUGGAGGAAAUAUGUGGACCCGUUUCAUUCAUUAUAUUCCCAACAUAAUUUCUCUUGCGAAUGAACAUAAAGAAGUCUCUUCGUUCCA